AUGGCUCUUGAAGAAAUUUGCGGCCUACAUAGAAUACUCAAGGGGGACAAUGCGAAUGAAUCAUAUGAAGUAAGUGUCCUGAAUAAGGAGAACAACAUCUUCCAAAAUCCGUAUUCACAUAAUGCACCACGCAACCCGAAUUUUGAGAAACGUAUUAGGAAUCACGGGACUACCACAUUGGGAUUUAAAUACCAGGGUGGCAUCAUUCUGAGCGCUGAGUCACGUGUCACAAAUGAAGAAAGCAUUUCUUCGACGAGCAUGGAGAAAAUCAUAGUGGUGCACAAGAAUAUAUUGGGCACCUUUGCCGGAUGUGCCGGCGACUGCGCCUUCUGGUGUCGAGCCCUAACCAGAGAGUGCCGCCUUUUCGAACUCAACUAUGGACAUUGCAUGCCGGUGAUUAUUGCCUCGAAGAUGAUGAGUAAUAUGAUGUACAGAUUCAGGGACCUCGAACUCUACAUGGGCAUGAUGUUAGCUGGCUACGAUCCCGUUGAUGGGGCUAAGCUUAUCUAUGUUGAUUCCGAGGGCUCCCACGAAGAGGUUAAUUGCCAUGUUGUUGGCAGUGGCGAAGUGUAUGCUUCGGGGCUCAUCAAGAGAUUCUACAAAUGGGAUUUGGGAAAUGAUGAGGCGUACAAUCUGGCCCUAAAUGUCAUUCAUAAUGCUUCCCAAAUGGAUUGGCACACGGGUGGACCAAUUAGUCUUUAUCAUAUGCGGCAGGAUGGCUGGUCAUGUGUGACCAAAAAAACUCCCCAGGAACUGAAUGAGAUAUUUGCUGAUCAGGCUAACUAUCCUUAUAGUGGUUUUAAAUCUGAAAAUCUGGUUCAGCUAUGA
Drosophila grimshawi is the source of this 828-nucleotide messenger RNA. Its product is annotated as proteasome subunit beta type-5. Gene Ontology annotation, molecular function: threonine-type endopeptidase activity. The record is from RefSeq and is a predicted model, not a curated record. Bases 1 to 828 code for a protein of 275 amino acids. Lineage: Eukaryota; Metazoa; Arthropoda; Insecta; Diptera; Drosophilidae. Gene Ontology annotation, cellular component: proteasome core complex. The transcript has a single exon.